AUAAUAAAAACAAAUUAUCAAAAAAUCAUAAUUAUUAAAUUGGUAAAUAAAUAAGCAAGCAGGUUUUAUAAGAUAGAUUUUAUAUUACAAACACUCACUCAAACAAUACAAAAAAACUUAACAAAUCAAUAUAAAUUUAGCAAAAAUGGGCAAACCUUUAAGUGAAGACUUGAUAAAGCAAAAAACAAGACAAGAUUCGUUGCAAAUGAUAAGAAAUUUGAAUUUAUGGGGGCAAGACAUUGAUGACUUAAAAGUUUUGAGAAAUAUGCCAAAUUUAGAGGUACUUUCAUUGUCAGUGAAUAAGAUCACUACUUUGAAAGAUAUAGAAUAUUGCCAUAAAUUACAAGAAUUAUAUCUUAGAAAAAACUCAAUAGCAGACAUUUCAGAAAUAAAAUAUCUUUCUUAGUUGAAGUAGCUCAAAGUACUCUGGUUGAGCGAUAAUCCAUGUGCAAGUAUUCCAAAUUACAGAGAAAUAGUCAUAAAAUCACUUCCUUAUUUGGAGAAACUUGAUAAUGUUAAUAUAACUCCUGAAGAUAAAAUGAAUUGCCAAAAUAUUGAAUUAGAUUUCAUGGAAGAAGUAGCUAACAAUAACAACGUUGGAAGUAGCACAAGCAAUAAUAACAGGUAUUCUUCCUACCAAAAUUAGCCCUAACAGCAACAACAAUAAUAAUAUAAUCCUUCUCCUAUGAAUAGGAUGAAUGAUUACAAUACCUAUCAAGAAAAUAACAAUUACUCUCAGUAGUAUCAACAGUCUUCAGCUACUAGAGCCAGCAGCAACAAUUACAAUACUAGAAACAACAAUCCUUCAACCGUUUAAUAAAAUAAUAAUUAGCAGACAAAUUAUGAAGAAGUUUAGCAAAUGAAUAAUGUAAGCCAAAUAGAUGAUCAAUUAGUAAAUAGAAAUAGCAAUAUAGUGUGUGCCAUUCUGUCUUUAUUAAAGGAAUUGGAUUAUAACUCUCUGGAAAUAAUAAGGAGAGAUGUUGAUAGAAAGAUAAAUUCUGCUCAGAGAUACCAAAACUGAUAAUUUAUCAAUCGAUAGAAUAUCAAAAUAAUAUAUCAUGCAUUUAAUUAAAAAUUUAAUUAUAAUUUAAUUAAAAUAUUUACAACAUCUAAUUAAUAUUUAAUUCUUAUUAACUAGCUAAUUAACUAAUUAACUAAUUAACUAGCUUUCAUAUUCCUAUGAUUUAUAUUGCAAUCCCUUUAUAAUUCUAAUUAAUUAUUUUCUAUUUUCUCACCA
Molecule: messenger RNA, 1237 nt
Organism: Tetrahymena thermophila SB210
Lineage: Eukaryota; Ciliophora; Oligohymenophorea; Hymenostomatida; Tetrahymenidae
Exons: 3
Molecular function (GO): protein binding
Source: RefSeq, a predicted model, not a curated record